Brenthis ino (lesser marbled fritillary) is the source of this 1137-nucleotide messenger RNA. The record is from the annotation of a GenBank genome assembly. NCBI's taxonomy places the organism in Eukaryota, Metazoa, Arthropoda, Insecta, Lepidoptera, Nymphalidae.
AUGUCCAAAGCUGAGCUUACAUUGCCUAAAUCUCCAGUUUUAGAUCCCACAGCUCAAUUUAUAAAAGAAUUGAUUAAACAAAGAGGUACUUUAAAAGGCCGGUUAACUAAAUUGUCCGUUUAUGUUAAUUCUUUUGAAAAUCAAUUUCUAGACCGCGCUAAAAGGGCUGAGUUAAAUUUAAGGAUGCAGGGCGCAGCCAAUAUAUUGUCAGAAUUUAACAAUGUACAAAACAAACUAGACGGGGUUCUUCCUGAGUCACAGGACGAUGAACAGCUCGACGAGAGAGAAUCCUUUGAAAGUAAGUACUAUACUAUCUUAGGUCAAGCUAAUUGCAUACUAGAUAAUGAUAGUAAUUCACCCAAUGCAAAUAGUUGUGGGAACGACCUAGGUAAUAUGCAUCAGUCGGUAAAAUUGCCUACAAUAAAUUUACCUACAUUUGACGGUUCCUACGAACAGUGGCUCGAGUUUAAAAAUACAUAUUUAUCAUUAGUUCAUACGUCAAAUAAUAUAAGUACAAUUCAAAAAUUUCACUAUUUAAAAUCCUCUUUGAAAGGUCCUGCCGUAUUAGUUAUUGAUUCCCUGGAAUUUACCCCGGAUAAUUAUUAUGUUGCUUGGGAGUUGCUUAUGAAUAGGUACAAUAAUAGCAGACUUCUUAUUCACAAUCAUGUGAAAGCUUUGUUUAAUAUUAAAAAUUUAAGUAAUGAGUCACCUAUAUUAUUACGCAAAUUAAUUGACAUUAUACUUAAAAACCUGCGAUCUCUUAAAUUAUUAGGUGAACCGACGGAACACUGGGACACUUUAAUUAUUUAUAUGAUUGUUUCUAAGCUUGAUAAUACUACUGAACGCGAGUGGGAGAAAUAUAGGAGUGAUCUUUUGUUGAAUGAACGUCAAAACGAUUGUAAGACGCGAGUACAAGUAAAUGAUUUAUUACAAUUCUUAAAAGCUAGGGCUGAUAUGUUAGAAACGUUGCAAGUUUCACAUUAUAAACAAGGUUAUGAUUCGAAAACUAUUACAAAAACGUCACAUAAUAAUUCUAAAGUUCAUUGUAAUUUAUCUACGUCAAAAUCAAAUAAAGUUAUUAAAAGGUUAUGCCCGUAUUGUAAGGCAGAUCAUUACUUGUAUUCGUGUCAAAAUUCC